GUCCUCCCGCGGUUCGCUGCUCGCCGUCUCUCCGCCUGCUCGCCCGGCCCCCGACGGCAAUUCGUGCUGCGCCACAGCCAUGGCGGCGCUGACGGUGAAAGCCUACCUGCUGGGCAAGGAGGAGGCGGCCCGCGAGAUCCGCCGCUUCUCCCUGCCGCCGCCCGCCCGCUACCAGCUCAUCCACGACCGCGUCGCCGAGCUCUUCCAGGGGCUGCUGCGGGCCGGGCCGCCGGCCGCCUUCCGCAUGCACUACAAGGAUGAAGACGGAGAUCUGAUAGCGUUUUCCACGGACGAGGAGCUGGAGAUGGCGCUGCCAUACGUGCAGGAUGGCGUCUUUCGUGUCUACGUCAAAGAGAAAAAGGAGUGCCGGCGAGAGCACCGCUCGCAGUGCAGCCAGGAGCCUCCCCGUGACAUGGUGCACCCCAAUGUGAUCUGUGAUGGCUGUGAAGGACCUGUGGUAGGAGCCAGGUUCAAGUGCACCGUGUGCCCAGACUACGACCUGUGCAGCUCCUGUGAGGGGAAAGGCAUCCACAAGGAGCACAACAUGGUGAUGUUUCAAAGCCCGCUGCUAAAUCCGUUUCAGUGGUUUCCCCGAGGACGCUGGCUCCGUAAAAUGCGCCACGGUGUCCCACCCUUCCCGUGGAUGCACUGCUGGGGAUAUCCUGGCCCUGCAGCUCCCUGCCAAAACUCCGAACAAGCCCAAGCCAGCGCUGCGCCCUCCGACCCACCCACUGCGGAAGAAGCUUCUACUAACAGCCAGCCUCAGGACCCCAAUGUCACCUUCUUAAAGAAUGUUGGGGAGAGUGUUGCAGCUUUUCUGAGCCCCCUGGGUAUUGAAGUUGAUAUUGAUGUGGAGCAUGGAGGACAGAGAAGCAAAGUGACUCCUGCUGCUCCCAAUCAAGAGAAGAGCACUGCUGAGUCAACCAGUAGUACUCUUAACCAGCAUGUCCAGACCAAACCAGACUGGAAUAGCGCAGAUGCUGUGACAGAAGUAACUGGUGUUGCUGAGCAGAUACAAGACAUGGUGAUAGAUUCUGUGCCUACACAAAUGGAAGAAGACAGCUUCCAGUCCCAGGAACGCAGUGAGUCCAGCACUUCAUCAGGGGGUGAUGAGGACUGGACCCACCUAUCUUCCAAAGAAGUGGAUCCUUCCACAGGUGAACUCCAGUCUCUGCAAAUGCCAGACACAGAAGGUCCCAACUCCCUGGACGUAUCCCAGGACUCUCCCCAGACGGGACCUACAGGACUGCGAGAAGCUGCACUCUACCCACAUCUCCCACCAGAAGCAGACCCUCGCCUCAUUGAAUCCCUGUCCCAGAUGCUCUCCAUGGGCUUCUCUGAUGAGGGUGGCUGGCUCACUCGCCUGCUGCAGACAAAGAACUGCGACAUCGGGGCAGCGCUAGAUGCCAUCCAGUAUUCCAAGCAGCCACCUCGCUUGUAGUCUUCUUGUAACAAGAGCACUUUCCUUACAGCUGAACUCAGACAAUACAGCACUACUCACUUUUGUUCAUCUUCCUGCUAAGGGUUUCUGUCUCAUGUUCCUAAGUGCUUGUAGAAUGGAGUAAUAAUAAACAUUUCUUCCCCUUGAA
Messenger RNA from Pogoniulus pusillus (Red-fronted tinkerbird), 1589 nucleotides. RefSeq names its product sequestosome 1 (gene SQSTM1). Gene Ontology annotation, biological process: endosome organization; mitophagy; aggrephagy. The record is from RefSeq and is a predicted model, not a curated record. Gene Ontology annotation, cellular component: aggresome; amphisome. The transcript is spliced from 8 exons. Gene Ontology annotation, molecular function: protein kinase C binding; zinc ion binding; K63-linked polyubiquitin modification-dependent protein binding. The coding region runs from base 80 to 1441 and encodes 453 amino acids. Lineage: Eukaryota; Metazoa; Chordata; Aves; Piciformes; Lybiidae.